AUGCUGCCCUACCCACACGCUGCCCUACCCAGAUGCUGCCCUACCCAGAUGCUGCCCUACCCAGAUGCUGCCCUACCCAGAUGCUGCCCUACCCACACGCUGCCCUACCCACACGCUGCCCUGCCCUACCCAGAUGCUGCCCUACCCACACGCUGCCCUUCCCAGACACACGCUGCCCUACCCAGAUGCUGCCCUACCCACACGCUGCCUGCCCUACCCACCUGCCCUAGACGCUGCCCUACCCAGACGCUGCCCUACCCAGACGCUGCCCUAUCCAGAUGCUGCCCUACCCACACGCUUCCCUACCCAGACGCUGCCCUGCUGCCCACACGCUUCCCUACCCAGAUGCUGCUCUACCCACACGCUGCCCUACCCAGACGCUUCCCUACCCAGACGCUGCCCUACCCAGAUGCUGCCCUACCCACACGCUGCCCUACCCAGAUGCUGCCCUACCCAGAUGCUGCCCCUACCCAGACGCUGCCCUACCCAGAUGCUGCCCUACCCAGAUGCUGCCCUACCCACACGCUGCCCUACCCACACGCUGCCCUGCCCUACCCACGCUGCCCUAUCCAGAUGCUGCCCUACCCACACGCUGCCCUACCCAGAUGCUGCCCUACCCACACGCUGCCCUACCCCAGAAGCUGCCCUACCCACACGCUGCCCUAUGCUGCCCUACCCACACGCUGCCCUACCCAGACGCUGCCCUACCCACGCUGCCCUACCCACACGCUGCCCUACCCACACUGCUGCCCUACCCAGACGCUGCCCUACCCCCUACCCACGCUGCCCUACCCAGAUGCUGCCCCCUACCCAGACCCUGCCCUACCCAGACGCUUCCCUAGAUGCCCCCUAGACGCCCAGACGCUCCCUACCCAGAUACUGCUCUACCCAGAUGCUGCCCUACCCAGACGCUGCCCUAACCAGAUGCUUCCCUACCCAGACGCUUCCCUAUCCAGAUGCUGCCCUACCCACCUACGCUUCCCUACCCAGAUGCUGCCCUACCCAGAUGCUGCCCUACCCACACGCUGCCCUACCCAGACGCUGCCCUACCCAGAAGCUGCCCUACCCACACGCUGCCCUACCCACACGCUGCCCUACCCAGACGCUGCCCUACCCACACGCUGCUCUGCCCUACCCAGAUGCUGCCCUACCCAGAAGCUGCCCUACCCACACGCUGCCCUACCCACACGCUGCCCUACCCAGAUGCUGCCCUACCCAGAAGCUGCCCUACCCACACGCUGCCCUACCCACACGCUGCUCUACCCAGAUGCUGCCCUACCCAGAAGCUGCCCUACCCACACGCUGCCCUACCCACACGCUGCCCUACCCAGAUGCUGCCCUACCCAGAUGCUGCCCCUACCCAGAUGCUGCCUACCCACACGCUGCCCUACCCACACGCUGCCCUACCCACACGCUGCUCUACCCAGAUGCUGCCCUACCCACACGCUGCUCUACCCAGAUGCUGCCCUACCCAGAUGCUGCCCUACCCACACGCUGCCCUACCCAGACGCUGCCCUACCCAGAAGCUGCCCUACCCACACGCUGCCCUACCCACACGCUGCCCUACCCAGAUGCUGCCCUACCCACACGCUGCCCUACCCAGAUGCUGCCCUACCCACACGCUGCCCUACCCAGAUGCUGCCCUACCCACACGCUGCUCUUUAUUUAGCUUCGGCCUCAAGGCCUUCGUCAUAG
Molecule: messenger RNA, 1695 nt
Organism: Oncorhynchus nerka (sockeye salmon)
Lineage: Eukaryota; Metazoa; Chordata; Actinopteri; Salmoniformes; Salmonidae
Exons: 1
Coding region: 1-1695 (564 amino acids)
Source: RefSeq, a predicted model, not a curated record